Molecule: messenger RNA, 1692 nt
Organism: Caenorhabditis remanei
Lineage: Eukaryota; Metazoa; Nematoda; Chromadorea; Rhabditida; Rhabditidae
Exons: 9
Coding region: 1-1692 (563 amino acids)
Biological process (GO): protein dephosphorylation
Molecular function (GO): protein tyrosine phosphatase activity
Source: RefSeq, a predicted model, not a curated record
AUGGAUUUUCUCAAGUCAAUGAAACUGAGAAAGAAAAGCAAUUCGAAAGAUGCAACGAAAAACAAAAAACAACAGGAAAAUUCGACAAAAGUGAAAAAGAAGGGAACCGCUGAUAAAAACAAAAGUAUGAGAUCAACGAAAAAUCGGAAAGGAAGAAAUAACAAACCGCAGAAGAGUAAAAGGGAGAGAAGAAAUUCUCCAAAUAUGGAAAAUGCUAAUCUUGCAAUUAAUAUUUUUGAUCAGGAUACAUUUUCAUUUCGAAUCGAAACGUGCAUUCAUCCGGAACCAUCCAAUCAUACAGUUCUUCAGACUCAGGCAUUUGAGAGUUUUGCAGCGAGUAUUCUGUCAUCUGGAGUAGAAGGACUGAUCAAAGAGUAUACGGAAACACUUCUUCCAUUCGUUCCAGUUGGAUAUUUCGAGAGAAAAAUAUUCGAUCAGAAUACAGAAUUAAAGAAGAAUCGAUACAAAGAUGUGGUUUGCAACGACAAGACACGUGUCAUUUUGAAUGAUGGACGUCCUGGAGACUAUAUUCAUGCAAACUAUCUGAAAGGAUCAAAACCAUUGUAUAUUCUGACACAAGGACCGCUCAAAGACAGUCAAAUGGAUAUGUGGAGAAUGGUUAUUCAAGAAGGAGUUGCUGCAAUUUGUAUGCUUUGUGAACUUGUCGAGCACGGGCGGCCGAAAUGUGAACCGUACUUUCCGGAUGCUGAAGGACAGUCUAUUACUUUCGGAGAGAUUACUGUAACAUGUACAGAGUAUACACUUCCAGAUGUACAUACACAAUUGAAAGCAUUGACAGUUGUUGAUAAGAAGACUGGAAAGACUCAUAAAUUGAAUCAUUACAAGAUUGUUACGUGGCCAGAUAAAACAAUUCCAUUAUCCAAUUUGAGUGUUCUUCGUACCCAUCGAAUUCUUCGAAAAAUGAAUGGUCCAGUUGCUGUUCAUUGCUCUGCAGGAGUUGGACGAACUGGAACAUUUGCAGCAAUCGAAGUGGGAGUACAGUGUCUUUUGAAUGGGAAAACAUUCAGGCCGGUGGACUUGGUGAAGGCAGUGAGACAUUGUCGUCUUCAUAGUGUUCAGAUGGAUACUCAAUAUCUGAUGCUUGUAGAGGCCAUUCUGGAUACUGGAGUCGCCUUUAAAUACAUUGAAGAUUCAAAACUGUUGGAUGCUAUCGAAACUUAUAAAAAACAAACAGCUGAUUACGUCGAAGCACAUCCACCUCCUAUUGACAUGGUCAAAACACCUGUCAAAAAGGAAAAGGAGACUGAAGAGACUCCAGCACCUCCACAGAUUCAACCACAAAGCCCUGCACCAACUAACACCAUCUAUCCGCUUCUGUCUAAUCCAAUUGGUCCACCACCAGGCAAUCCUCCUUCACCUUCUCCAGCUCCGACUCCGAUGUCUCCAAUUGUUCCAGUGAAAGUUCAAGCCCCUCCUGCUGCAAGAUCUCCCAAUCCGGUACUUGUUCAAUAUCCUGUCCCUGCGGAUCCACAGCUCCAACCUCCCGUACAACCACAACCAAUGCCACAAAAUGUACCAAAAAUAUACAUUGCACCGUCUCCUCUUCCCCAAUUGUCUCCGGCUGGACCACAAGGAGCGCAGCAGCCAACAGGUCAAUCUGUGCAUAUGAGUGUUAUUGGGCUCCCGCAGCCACCAAGUUCCAACCCCGGAAACAACAGCCAGUACCUUUGA